UAUUUUUUUUUUUUUAUCGCCCAGCUGACUGUCGCCUAGUUGUUCUGUUGACCAUGCAGUUUACUAUUGCCCAGUGUUGUCCUUUCGUCCAGCUGACUCGCUAAGUUAUUAGGUCGACCAGUUGACUUGCCCAGUUGCCCCUGAACGGGAAAGACCAGCUGUGAACCGCCUUAAUGCGUAAAGAACCGCGCCUCUCUCAUGGGUGGCAACCAAAAUAAAUGUAUGAAUAAAAAAAUCAUGGAAAUCAUAAUGCUCUAUUGAACAAUAUUUAAGAAAUAAGGUUUUGUAUAUCUAUCUACGAGUAUAUCCAAGCCUACGAAUACUUAUAUAACUUUACAUUUUAUAUCAAUGUGCGUAAUUAUAUGUCUUUUAGAGGGUAAUUUCCUCCACUUUCGUUGCCGCUACAAGCCAAGUAAAAAGGCAACUCAGGGGCAAGGCUUAGCAUGACCUCCCACCCUGACGUGACCAUGGCCACGCACACCACGCCCUCCCGUUACUUCCUCUACUUUGUUGAGUACUCGUACAUUACCGUUGUGUCCCAGACUGUUGCCCCCAGAUAGGGUAUGGAGGGGCAAAGAUUCCCUGCAGUUUUUUCGUCGUUAGUGCAGUAUGUACUUAUAUAUACGGGUGCGUUCCGGCGUCUCGUGACAUUUUUCCCCCUCGUCUAUGUCCCUUACUUGGCUUCUUAAGGCCCACAGCCAAAAGUACUGCUAACUGACCUCCUUUCACCUCCCCUUUCCUUUUUCUCACCUCUCCGCCAGCCGCCACCAGACACCAGGGAAAUGUUUGCGGUUCCGUGUAUGGGUGGGAGUAAGGUGACCUUGGGAGGGUCAACUGGUUGCCAGGUAGGAAUCCCGAGGAUGUUACAUCAUAGUAAGUAAGUUCUUCCGUUAAUUAAUGUGUAGUUUCUUUCUGUAUGAUAUCACUUUCAUUUUCUUUCGGUCUUCUUCAGGAUGGUAACUUGCAGGCGCGAUAUGAAUCCGUCUACUAAACGAGGCUCGUAAGUCAUUCUCGGUGAGUUGCAUCAUGGCUCAUUUCCUGCCUGCGUAAGGUGACGGCCGAAGCGAGGACGGGGCGGGUGAGACUAAGCUGACCUCUUGCCCUCCACUUACCGCGGGUGCGACCGUAAUGACAGGAGAAAAUAAUGCGAUAUGGGAAGCCGCUGCUGUGACCUGGCCUCCCCGCCAGCGGUGACCCGCGUACAUAACGCUGUGGCCGGGACGUUCUUUGCCAUUCAUUUGCGAGAAACCAUCGGCAGAACACACUAGUGCCUUCAGCUGCUGACAUACUUGAGGAGAUUCACCGUGAAGUCUUCGUGGUUCAAACAAAGGACAAAAUAAUGUACAAAAUGGGGUCGCGUAGUUCAUAAAAGACGCCACGUGUUUAUCCUUACGAAGAACUGUUGUUACUGAAGAGGCUAUUAAGUGUGAGGCAAGGAAGAUAGACUCACUGUUUUUCCCUGGUGCGAAAGAUAUCUUGGUUGGGUGAUGUAAAAGCUGUCAGGCUGCGCCAGCAUGGGGUCCCUGGUACUGCUUCUGCUAACAGCCAGCUCAGUGAUGUCUCUGGAAGCCAAAAACUGGCCAUUUGUUGGAGCAUGGACACCUAAGGAUGUGACGGAGGACAUGCCAAGGUUGCCUGGACCUGACACCUCUAGCCUUCAAGCUGAUGAAACAAAACAAAAUGAUCAGGAAACCAAGACUCUUGAUGAUCUUCUGUCCCCUUUUGGUUCCCUUAGAUUAUCAACACUUGGGGUGCAUGCUCUCUUUCCCCUGAUGUUGGCCUUCACCCUCUAUCUUGGUCUGGUGCUGUGGGCCUCCUCUACUCUCCACAAAGAAGACUACCAACUCUACCAAACCAUCUCAGAGUUGAAUGCAAAAACGGACCAAAUUUCUGAGGGCCUGACAGCACUUGCACAAAUGUACAUAGACAACUACCCCUUUGCCUACAGAAGUCACCCAAGGAGUCAAGAUCAUCAUCUGCAGAAUCCCUCCCAAAGAUCCACCACAUAAGGUUUUCCAGUAAGAUUAUAUUUUUUUUUAGUGUAACUGUGCAACUGACUCACACUGUAGUUUGUGAGAGAUGUUGGCCUGAUUUACAAAUAUUAACUCACUACAAACUGUUAGCUAGUUGAUGGUACUUUAGAAGAGACUGUCAUGUAAAUUUGAAUAUUACCUAUUGGUGUCACAGAAAUUACUCUUAUGCUUCUCAUGAAGAGAGGAUGGCAUGAAAACCUGAAUUUUCUAAAUGCCUGGUCAUGCAUUUGCUAAGUGGUGCAUACAAAAAACAAAUCUAGCAUCAGGUGCCAGUACAGUGAAUAUAAACUAUCUUCAAAUCAACACUGGAAACUCCAAAGGGCAUUUGGCAGGGAGGAAACCUUACAUAAUAAUUAUAAAAGGCAGGUUCCAUGCUCAUGUCUUACCCAAUGACAGUUUGCUAAGCUCCAGGGACACAUGCAAUUUAUCUGCCCUUUCUUUUGCUUUCUGUAUAUUUCCUCAGAAGACUUUAUCUCAUGCCUUAGGUAUACUCACUGUCCCUGUAGGUGUUACUUCAAAAUGUCACUUGCUUUUUUUAAAAGUUAUGACAAAUUUAUUUGUAGUGCAACCAAAAUAAUUAUUUUAAAAGAUAUCAAAUUAGAUACAAAGUAUCCACUACAGUGAAAGCUAGUAAAAGUAAAAAAAAAAAAUUUAACAAUACUAAUAAAUGUCUGCCACAUUUCUUUUUACUGUUGUACAUAUAAAUUUCUUGUGUACUCUUCUUCCACACUUUGUAAUAAUUACAUUAAAAAUUACAUUGA
Messenger RNA from Scylla paramamosain (green mud crab), 2794 nucleotides. RefSeq lists its product as uncharacterized. The coding region runs from base 1515 to 2009 and encodes 164 amino acids. The transcript is spliced from 4 exons. The record is from RefSeq and is a predicted model, not a curated record. NCBI's taxonomy places the organism in Eukaryota, Metazoa, Arthropoda, Malacostraca, Decapoda, Portunidae.